Gallus gallus (chicken) is the source of this 2547-nucleotide messenger RNA. It is a transcript of the gene MAP2K5, whose product is annotated as mitogen-activated protein kinase kinase 5. Bases 88 to 1437 code for a protein of 449 amino acids. NCBI's taxonomy places the organism in Eukaryota, Metazoa, Chordata, Aves, Galliformes, Phasianidae. The record is from RefSeq and is marked validated. The transcript is spliced from 22 exons. Gene Ontology annotation, biological process: protein phosphorylation. Gene Ontology annotation, molecular function: protein kinase activity; ATP binding; protein binding.
GGGGAGGGGCGGAGGCGGCGCAGCCCCGGCCCCACAGGGCAGCCCCCGGCCCGCGGCCCCGCAGCAUGUGAGCCCGGCGGGGCGGGGAUGCUCUGGCUGCUCUGCGGCCCCUCCCGCGCCAUGGAGAGCCACCAGGUGCUGGUGAUCCGCAUCAAGAUCCCCGACGGCGGGGCCGUGGACUGGACCGUGCACUCGGCGCCCCAGCUGCUCUUCAGGGACGUGCUGGAUGUCAUCGGUCAAGUUCUGCCAGAUGCAACGACAACAGCGUUUGAGUAUGAAGAUGAGGACGGUGAUCGGAUUACUGUCAGAAGUGAUGAAGAAAUGAAGGCCAUGCUGUCCUAUUAUUACUCCACUGUAAUGGAACAGCAAGUAAAUGGACAGUUAAUAGAGCCUCUCCAGAUAUAUCCAAGAGCCUGCAAGCCUCCUGGGAAACGGAACAUACAUGGCCUGAAGGUAAAUACGCGAGCAGGGUCUGCUAAUAAUAGCAGUUCCGCAGUCUCGGAUUCCCUUCCAAGCAAUAGCUUAAAGAAGUCUUCUGCAGAGCUGAAGAAGAUACUUGCUAAUGGCCAGAUGAAUGAACAAGACAUACGGUAUCGAGACAUCCUCGGUCAUGGCAAUGGAGGCACGGUCUACAAGGCGUACCACGUCCCUAGUGGGAAAAUCCUGGCAGUAAAGGUCAUACCCUUGGAUAUAACGCUGGAGCUCCAGAAACAGAUCAUGUCAGAGUUGGAGAUUCUCUAUAAGUGCGACUCGUCAUAUAUCAUAGGAUUUUAUGGUGCUUUUUUUGUAGAAAACAGAAUUUCUUUGUGUACAGAGUUCAUGGAUGGGGGUUCUUUGGAUGUUUAUAGAAAAAUUCCAGAGCACGUACUGGGAAGAAUAGCAGUAGCUGUCGUGAAAGGCCUUACGUAUUUAUGGAGUCUGAAGAUUUUGCACAGAGACGUGAAGCCGUCCAACAUGCUGGUGAACACGCGAGGGCAGGUGAAGCUGUGUGACUUCGGGGUGAGCACCCAGCUGGUGAAUUCUAUAGCCAAGACGUAUGUCGGAACAAAUGCUUACAUGGCGCCGGAACGGAUUUCGGGAGAGCAAUACGGGAUUCAUUCGGACGUUUGGAGUUUAGGGAUUUCCUUCAUGGAGCUUGCUCUUGGGAGGUUUCCAUAUCCUCAGAUUCAGAAAAACCAGGGAUCUUUAAUGCCUCUCCAGUUAUUGCAGUGCAUUGUUGAUGAGGAGUCGCCCGUCCUUCCAGCCGGGGAGUUCUCGGAGCCAUUUGUACACUUCAUCACUCAAUGCAUGAGAAAGCAACCAAAGGAAAGACCAGCACCUGAAGAUUUAAUGGGCCACCCCUUCAUCGUGCAGUACAACGACGGCCAUGCAGAGGUGGUGUCCAUGUGGGUGUGCAGGACGUUGGAGGAGCGGCGCUCAGCCCAGGGCGCACCGUGAGCCGCCGGGUCGUGGGACAGAGCUUUGGGCUCCCACCCAUCCGGGUCAUAUUGUGCUAAAAAUCAACAAAAUCCUUCGGGAUGUUUGUUGUUGCCUUCCUCCCUCCCGCUCAGACACGUUAAGGAAUUCCCUUCACACGUUUCUCUCGUUUAAUGUCCUCAAAUUAAUCUUCAGUUAAACUGUACACAGCCUUAAAGCGAGUAUUUUAUAUCUCUAUUUUUUUGUUAUUGAAUGUAUUGUAUAUUUCGUGGCUCCAGAGUAUUUUUGAACUGUUAGUUUUGCUAUUGUACGGCUGAGCAGCAGACUGUUCCGAGGGCUGGAGGAGGAGCUGUUGGCUGUCGGGGGUGUGUGGACAUCCACGAAACACCUGUUUGAAAUGGUUUGGUGUUCUUAAGGAAAAAAGAAAAAGAAGAAAAAGAGGAAGGAAGAGUGGAGACGCUCGUCCUGGGAAGAGGCGAUCGCCCCUCUGCAAUAGAAGCAUUCCAGGAGCAUUGGCCGUGGUGUCCUUGGAUGGCAGGUGGUGUCACAGUGCUGCUGCCAUGCCAGGGUGCAUCCCAUCGCUGGGACAGAGCCUGCGCUGAGGGACGGUGCUGCUCGCCCUCAGGCUGUGGGUUUCACUGAUAGUCACGGUUUGUGGCUCCCUCCCCUCUGCCUCCCUCGCUCAUCUCCCCAUAGCUGGCAGCACACGGCAGCCCCCGGCACACAACGGCAGUGCCACUGAUGUGGGGCACGGUGUGAGCGGGGGGGGGAACGCUGCGCCCAGGUGUCCCUGCCCCCAUCCCCGUGCGCUCCGUGGGAGGGAUGGGGCGCACCGCUCACCGCCAUCGUGCAGAGCACCCGGCGGCGCUCCCGGUGGAGCAGGGACACUUCCAGCAUCUCUGCUGUGUGUUUGCUGUCCCUGCCAUCGCUGUGUACGUUUUCACAGCGGGUUGGCACGCAGUCGAUCCUUAUGUUAAGGCACCGCAAAAGCGGAGGAGCGGAGGGCAGAAGGCACUGUGGGAGCUGAGGGUUUGCUCAGCAAACUGCACCGCUGCGGUUUGGGCACGGGGGGACGGGGGGGGGUUUGUUUGCUCGUUUUUGCAUUAGAAAUAAACUUUUGCUAAAAGAAAA